Messenger RNA from Echinostoma caproni, 741 nucleotides. The record is from the annotation of a GenBank genome assembly. NCBI's taxonomy places the organism in Eukaryota, Metazoa, Platyhelminthes, Trematoda, Plagiorchiida, Echinostomatidae.
AUGAAGCUCAACAUCGCGUAUCCCACAAACGGAACACAGAAAUGUAUUAACGUCAAAGAUGAGCACACUGUCCGUCCCUUCUACGAGAAGCGCAUGGCUGCGGAGCUUCCGGUGGAUUUUCUGGGUGAGGAAUGGAAGGGUUACGUAGCCCGAAUCACCGGCGGUAACGAUAAGCAGGGUUUCCCGAUGAAACAAGGUGUUUUGACAAACGGGCGCGUCCGUUUGCUUCUGAAGAAAGGACAUUCUUGCUAUCGUCCGCGCCGGAAGGGUGAACGUAAAAGGAAGAGCGUUCGUGGUUGUAUCGUCGACAGCAACUUGAGUGUGCUAAAUCUUGUGAUUGUACGCAAAGGCGAGGGUGAGAUACCUGGUUUGACAGAUCAGGUCAUUCCUCGCCGUCUCGGUCCGAAGAGGGCAUCCAAGAUUCGCAAGUUGUUCAACCUGUCUAAGGAGGACAACGUGUGCCAGUUUGUUGUCCGCAAACCACUGCCACCUAAAGAAGGUAAGAAAGAACGAACACGCGCCCCGAAAAUCCAACGACUCACAACUCCAUUGCGUCUCCAACGAAAACGUCAUCGCUUGGCAGUAAAGCGUCGCCGCGCUGAAGCUCGAAAGAAGGCUCAAGACGAAUACGCAAAACUUGUGGCCCAGCGACGCAAGCAAGCUCGCGAUGAAAGAGCGGAACGCAAACGAUCCAGAAGUCAAUCUCUAAGGGAGUCCAAGAGUUCCGGUGCGAAAGCCUAG